CCUCGUUGUCCCGAUUGACUCACGCUGCGUCGCUCUCUCCCUCUCCCUCUCCCCAGUCUCCAACCGCAAGUAUGGCCGAGGAAAAGCCCACUGCCCCCACUGCCCAGGAGCAGGACAUCAAUCCCUGGUCUGUCGACGGUGGUCGUGACGCCAACGGCGAGAUCGUCGCCAUUGACUAUGAGGCCAUCUGUCGGAAAUGGAACACCUCCGUCAUUGACCAGGCGCUCCUCGAGCGCUUCGAGAAGGUCACCGGACACAAGCCGCACCGUUGGCUUCGGCGCGGACUGUUCUUCAGCCACCGCGACUUCGACCGCAUCCUGACCCUCCACGAGCGCGGCGAGCCCUUCUUCCUCUACACCGGCCGUGGCCCCAGCUCCGGCAGCCUGCACCUGGGCCACACCAUUCCCCUGCAGUUUACCAAGUGGCUGCAGGAUGUGUUCGACGUGCCCUUGGUCUUCAUGUUGACGGACGACGAGAAGGCCCUGUUCAAGGACAACGUGAGCUUCGAGGAUGCGGUGCACUUCGCCAUGGAGAACGCCAAGGACAUCAUCGCCCUCGGCUUCGACAUCAAGAAGACCUUCAUCUACAGCGACCUGAAAUACGUCAGCGGGCCCAUGCUCACCAACGCCUGGGAGUUCUCCAAGCUGGUCACCUUCAACCAAGUCCGUGGCGCGUUCGGCUUCAACGAGAGCACCAACAUCGGCCGCAUCUUCUUUCCCGCCGUCCAGUGCGUUGCCGCUUUCGCGACCUCCUACCCCGAGAUCUGGAAGGACGAGCCCCUCAAGGAACGCACCGCCGAGAUCGCCAAGAUCCAGUGUCUGAUUCCCAUGGGUAUCGACCAGGACCCCUACUUCCGUCUGCUCCGCGACAACGCCCACCGCAUGCGCUACCCCUCCCCCAAGCCCGCCCUGAUCCACUCCAAGUUCCUCACGGCCCUGCAGGGCGCCGGUGGCAAGAUGUCCUCGUCGGAGCCUAACUCCGCCAUCUUCAUGGACGACACCCAGAAGCAGAUCAAGACCAAAAUCAACAAGUACGCCUUCAGCGGUGGCCAGGUCAGCAUCGAGGACCACCGCCGCCUGGGCGGCAACCCCGACGUCGACGUCUCGUACAUCUACCUGACCUACUUCGAGGAGGACGACGCCAAGCUGGAGGAGAUCUACAAGAGCUACAAGAGCGGCGAGCUCCUGACGGGCGAGCUCAAGAAGAUCGCCAUCGAGCUGCUGCAGGGCUACGUCGCGCAGUUCCAGGAGAAGCGCAAGGAGGUCACCGACGAGGUUCUGGCCGCCUACAUGAAGCCCCGCAGGCUAGAGUGGAAGGGAAACCCCAACCCGGUCCCUGCGCCGGCACCGGAGCCUGGCAUCCCCAUCCGCACGAAGAACGCGUGACUAGGUGGAGAGGGAGCGGGGAGUAGAUGCAUAUACCGUGAUAAAAUAUCGAGCGUUGGCAAUAGAUCAUUCUGUCACAAGGUCGUGUAGCUGGAUUGGAUAGACUCGUAUGGCUGAUGCGAUGGCAGAAGCCAACGGUAUAACUUCCAGGAGGUCAUCCU
Molecule: messenger RNA, 1546 nt
Organism: Aspergillus heteromorphus CBS 117.55
Lineage: Eukaryota; Fungi; Ascomycota; Eurotiomycetes; Eurotiales; Aspergillaceae
Product: tryptophan--tRNA ligase WRS1
Exons: 4
Coding region: 72-1385 (437 amino acids)
Biological process (GO): tryptophanyl-tRNA aminoacylation
Cellular component (GO): cytoplasm
Molecular function (GO): ATP binding; tryptophan-tRNA ligase activity
Source: RefSeq, a predicted model, not a curated record